UUUCAGACCCGGAAGUUUAUAUUGUGUCUGUGUAUGUGUUAGCGGUGUGUGUAAGUGUGUGUGUAAGUGUGUGUGUAAGUGUGUGUUAAAUCCCUGCAGUGGAUUGUGUGUUAGUUUAAGCAGAACACACAGAGCUGGUUUGUUGUGUUGAUUUACUGUAAAGUUCGACAUUUUCCUUCUAAUAUAAGUUAGCAUUACUGUAUGCUAAGUGGUUAGCUAGGCUGCUAACUGAGUGUGUGUGUGGGCAGGGGUAAUUUAUAAUUAAGAAAAAUUGUACUGUUGUGUACGAAACAACGUUUAUUUAUUUAUUUUGGGGUAUAUAUCUUUACUAGCUUAACCUAGCGCAGUGUUUUUAGCGGCGGUGUUACCAUGGAAACGGACACGUCACUGCUCCGAGCCGAGCUGCAGGAAGAGGAGCUCUAUAACCUGCUGCAGACCGUGAGACAAACUCCGACUGACACCAUGCCCUCAAAAUCCAUCCGACCACAGCCAGGUGUGUGUGUGUGUAUCUGCUCCUCAGGUGUGUGUGUGAAGACAUUCUCUCUAGCAGAGGAGCAGAAAGUCUUUGUGAACAUCUGUCAGUCAGCUGAAGUCCCGCCCCCUCCACUCAUUUCCCAUGAUUCCCUGGUAGAUCUGUUGGACUCAGAUGAUCCUACAGCAUAUAAAGUUCCCAUGAGUCUCGGUGAGGCUCACACUGAACUGGACAACAGUUCAAACAGCUGCACAGUUUACGAUGUUGUCAUUAAUGACGAGUUUUUCCAGAAAUGUCAGGAUCCGUUGUUCCAGCAGUUUGUGAUUGCAGUGUCACUGGAGGGACUGGAGAAUAAAUACAAGCUGCAGUUAAACAGAGACAUAAAGAUUUUGAAAAACAGGAAGUUCAUGGGCUCAGUGUCGGACCAGAACAUUCGAACGAAAAGCAAGCCGGUCAUCCAGGAGAUUGGGUCAGAGGAGAUUCAGUCCACCAUGAGGAGGCCGCAGGUGUGUUUAGUUGUGGAGCCCCCUGUUGGUCAGGUGGAGUAUUUGAUUGCGGAGGUUCAGCUGCCUGGUGUGGUGAGUGACUGCAGCUAUAUACACAGACUGAACUCACAGUCUCUCUUCCUGUCUGUCUCUACUCCUGCCUGUCUCUGUCUCUCCCCUCCUGUCUGUUUGUCUCUCCCCUCCUGUCUGUCUCCCCUCUUGUCUCUGUCUGUCUUUCUGCCUGUCUGUCUCUCUCCUGUCCUGUCUGUCUGUCUGUCCACCUGACUGUCUGUCUCUCUCAGGCGUCUGGUCGGUCUUUGCUGCUGGAUGUAGGAGAGGACAGGUUGGUAUUAAACACUCGUCCCUCUCUCUUCCACCUGGACAUUUUCCUUCCCUUUCUCAUCAAUCAGGAGAACAGUGGAGCUCAGUACAACACUGAC
Molecule: messenger RNA, 1397 nt
Organism: Hemibagrus wyckioides
Lineage: Eukaryota; Metazoa; Chordata; Actinopteri; Siluriformes; Bagridae
Gene: pih1d1
Product: PIH1 domain containing 1
Exons: 8
Coding region: 370-1242 (290 amino acids)
Biological process (GO): rRNA processing; box C/D snoRNP assembly
Cellular component (GO): ribonucleoprotein complex; cytoplasm; R2TP complex
Source: RefSeq, a predicted model, not a curated record